AGGUUAAUCCUGGACUCUUUAUAUGCUGUGUGAAGCUAUAUCUAUGCCUAGGUAUUGUACACCAUCCCUGGAGAGCUAAGACUGGAGAACAGAUCCAACCUUUUAAUCACUUAAAAGCAGAUUCGUUCACAACCAGGACUCGGAACAAUGGCUUCAGUAUAUCUUGACAGCAGCAUCUCUGUCAACUGAGCAUGUGCCGGAGAGAUUGGCCAAGCCUAGUGGUCGUGAAUAACACAUGAUGCCAUUCGCACACACGACACACAGCCCCGGACCGCACGGGUGUUGAGAGAAAAGCGACAGUGUCCUAAAUAUACGCGAAGGACAGAGGAUCGCACUGUGGGGUGCCGCGGUGCUAAGCAGCCAUCAUGGACACCACUACGUCGAUAAAGAUGACCACUAUAGCCAUCCAGAACCUCUUCAGUUAUGUGGAGGAGGAGAACCUGGCUGCCAUAAAGGCCCACCUGGAUAAGUUCAAAGAGGUGGACGGUCGCAGUGACAAUGGGCAGACUCCUUUAAUGCUGGCUGCAGAGCAGGGCAGUUUGGAGAUUGUCCAAGAGCUCAUCAGGAGAGGUGCCAAUGUCAACCUGGAUGAUGUGGACUGCUGGUCUGCCUUGAUCUCCGCAGCCAAAGAGGGGCACGUGGAUGUGGUGAAAGAGCUUCUGGAGAACAGCGCUUAUAUCGAGCACAGAGACAUGGGAGGCUGGACUGCUCUGAUGUGGGCUGCAUAUAAAGGUCGUGUGGAGGUUGCAGAGGUUCUCCUGGAGAAUGGGGCCAAUCCCAACACCACAGGACAGCAGUACAGUGUAUAUCCCAUCAUCUGGGCUGCCGGAAGAGGCCACGCUGAAAUCGUCAAGAUCUUGUUAAAGCAAGGAGCGAAAGUCAACUGUUCUGACAAGUAUGGCACCACUCCAUUGAUCUGGGCUGCCAGGAAGGGCCACUAUGACUGUGUGAUGCACCUGCUGGAGAACGGUGCUGAUGUUGACCAGGAGGGGGCAAACUCAAUGACGGCUCUGAUCGUGGCCGUGAAAGGCGGCUACACUGAGGUCGUGAAGGAGCUGUUGAAGAGGAACCCGAAUGUGAACAUGACCGAUAAAGAUGGCAACACAGCCCUGAUGAUCGCAGCCAAGGAGGGCUACACCGAGAUCGUCCAGGACCUGCUGGACGCAGGGACCUACGUCAACAUCCCUGACAGGAGUGGUGACACCGUGCUGAUUGGAGCUGUUAGGGGUGGCCAUGUAGAAAUUGUAAGAGCCCUGUUGCAUAAGUAUGCUGACAUCGACAUCAGAGGACAGGACAAUAAGACAGCUUUGUACUGGGCUGUGGAGAAGGGCAAUGCCACCAUGGUCAGAGACAUCCUGCAGUGUAACCCUGACACAGAGACCACUACCAAGGAUUCUGAGACUCCCUUGAUCAAAGCUACCAAGAUGAGAAACAUUGAAAUUGUGGAGCUACUCCUGGACAAAGGAGCAAAAGUGUCUGCCGUGGAUAAGAAAGGGGACACGCCUCUUCACAUCGCCAUCCGUGGGAGGAGCCGCAGGCUGGCCGAGCUACUCCUGCGCAACCCAAAAGAUGGCCGCCUGCUCUACAAGCCCAAUAAGGCAGGAGAGACACCAUACAACAUCGACUGCACUCACCAGAAAAGCAUUCUUACUCAAAUCUUCGGAGCCCGACACCUGUCCCCCACCGAGACAGACGGAGAUAUGCUGGGCUAUGACCUGUACAGCAGUGCUCUGGCUGACAUCCUGAGUGAGCCCACCAUGCAGCCCCCUAUCUGUGUAGGCCUGUAUGCUCAGUGGGGCAGCGGCAAGUCCUUCCUGCUCAAGAAACUAGAGGACGAGAUGAAGACGUUUGCAGGGCAGCAGAUUGAGCCGCUGUUCCAGUUCUCUUGGCUCGUGGUGUUCCUGUCACUCUUGCUGUGCGGCUGUGUGGCUCUGCUCCUCGGUUUCACUGUGGACCCCAACCUGGCCAUUGCUGUCUCCCUCAGCCUGCUGGCUCUGCUCUAUUUGUUCUUUGUGGUUGUGUACUUUGGGAGUAGGCGCGAGGGUGAAAGUUGGAACUGGGCUUGGGUUCUCAGCACUCGGCUCGCUCGCCACAUCGGUUACUUGGAGCUACUGCUCAAACUCAUGUUUGUUAACCCUCCAGAGCUGCCUGAACAGACCACACGGGCAUUGCCUGUCAGGUUCCUGUUCACAGAUUAUAACAGGCUGUCCAGUGUUGGUGGAGAGACCUCCAUGGCGGAAAUGAUCGCCACGCUCUCUGAUGCCUGUGAGAGAGAGUUUGGUUUCAUGGCCUCCAGACUCUUCCGCGUCUUUAGGACAGAGGACACUCAAGGCAAAAAGAAAUGGAAGAAGACAUGCUGCAUCCCAUCCUUUGUGAUCUUCAUCAUCAUCCUGGGUUGCCUCAUCACGGGCAUGGCCUUGCUGUCUGUCUUCAGGGUAGACAGCCAGAACCAGACCGUGAAUGCGGUGCUGGUUGCCAUGGCGAGCGUGGUGGGCCUGGCUCUUCUGUUGAACUGCAGGACAUGGUGGCAGGUGACUGAUUCGGUACUGAACUCGCAGAGGAAGAGGCUGCACAGUGCCGCUAAUAAGAUGCAAAAACUUAAGAGUGAAGGCUUCAUGAAGGUGUUAAAAACCGAGGUGGAGCUCAUGGCUAAAAUGGCGAAGACUAUCGACAGCUUCACCCAGAAUCAAACGCGUCUAGUUGUCAUCAUCGAUGGUCUGGAUUCCUGUGAGCAAGAUAAAGUCUUGCAAAUGUUGGAUACGGUGAGGGUGCUGUUCUCCAAAGGUCCAUUCAUCUCGAUCUUUGCCAGUGACCCUCACAUUAUCAUUAAAGCCAUCAACCAGAACCUGAACAGUGUAUUGCGUGACUCCAACAUCAACGGCCACGAUUACAUGCGCAACAUCGUACACCUGCCCGUCUUCCUCAACAGCCGGGGCCUUAGCAGUGCUAAGAAGAUGUGUGCGCCGGCCCCAGCCAACGGAGAAACGGGCAAUUCGGAGGGUUGGCAUGAGGAGCUGGACAGGAAGCUAUCCCAAAACAGUCUUGGUGAAAUGGCUAAGCUGGGCAGCAAGACCACUUUAAAUCGCAGGGACACAUACCGGCGGCGUCAGAUGCAUAGGUCAGUCACACGUCAGACGUCCUUCGACCUGUCCAAGUUGCUGGUGACUGAGGACUGGUUCAGUGACAUCAACCCUCAGACCAUGAGGAGACUGCUCAACAUUGUGUCUGUCACAGGUCGACUACUGAGGGCCAAUCAGAUCACGUUUAACUGGGACCGGCUGGCAUCCUGGAUCAACCUGACUGAGCAGUGGCCCUACCGUACAUCAUGGCUUAUCCUUUACCUGGAGGAGACUGACGGAAUUCCUGAACAGGCCACACUCAAAACCAUCUACGAAAGGAUUUCCAAGAACAUUCCCACCACUAAAGAUGUAGAGCCUUUGCUGGAGAUAGAUGGAGAUGUGCGGAGUUUCGAGGUGUUCCUUUCCUCGCGCACCCCAGUGCUGUCUGCUCGAGACAUCCGCACCUUCCUCCCCUGCACGGUCAACCUGGACCCUAAGCUCCGAGAGAUUAUAGCAGAUGUUCGUGCUGCACGGGAGCAGAUGAACAUGGGUGGGGUUACGUAUCCCACACUUCCCCUGCAGGACCCUGCUGUCCGUCCCACAUCCAUCUACAGCCAGCAUUCCUCAGCCUGCUCGCCCUCCGCCUCAUACAACGGCCCAUACAACGCGAGUGGUGUGUCCCCUCAGCCCCACAGUGCCUUCUACAGCGGCAUAGCCGGCCCUCAGCACCCCUAUUACAACAGGCCUUAUUUCCCCCACCAUUUUUAUGUGCUGCCCCGGCAGUACACUGGCAGCUCCCAUCCCACUUACAUCCCUGCACCUCCACGCCCAUUCAUUAAAGCGACACAUCCCAGGGAGCCUAGCUCUGCAAUCUUUAAGGUAGCGUCUUUGAAAAAGAAGCAGGGCACCGCUUCCGUGGUGUCAGGCGCCCCAUCCGUGCUGCUCAGCUCCAUGAAUACAGACAUGGUGUGUGAGCGGCUCAGAGUGAUGGAGGGCAUCGACCAAGGCAUGCUGGCCCAAUACACUGCCACUAUUAAGAAGGCAAAUGUGAAUGGACGGGUGUUAUCCCAGUGUAACCUGGAUGAGCUGAAGAAAGAGAUGAACAUGAACUUCGGAGACUGGCAGCUCUUUAGAGGAAUUGUGAUGGAUUUGCGUCACUUGGAGAGCCAAGUCAUGCAUGAAGAGGCCCCCAGCGAGCAGGGCAGCAGCAUGGUGGGUCACGGAGAGACUAGUAGGAAUCGUGGUACUUCUGGCCACGGAGGACCUGCUAACACUGAUACCUCACCCAUGUACAACUUCAACCUUAGCUUUGAGGAGCUCUCUAAUGUGGGCCUGGAUGAGCUUCAGAGGAAUCCCAAUCCUCCAUGGAUGAACACUACACAUCGCACUCCCAGCAUGUCCAGUCUGAACUCUCAGGAGUCCUCCAAUGAGAUCUGCAAACUCACUGACAAGCAACAGGCCGAGUACCGCAAUGCCUACCAGGAGUACAUCGCCUCAAUGGCGGGGCUUGAGGCAACCGGUAGUGGGGCGGAGAAGCCUGUGCAGCCCCAUCCGGGCCAGUUUAUGCACUCCAGCUCUGAUGAUAAGAAUAAAGACGGAUGCGAUCAAGAUGGACGCAAGUCGUACUCUAAGCGAGCUGGUGGAAAGCCAGCGGUAGAUGCAACUGACUAUGCUUCCACUGAAGCUGCCACUCUAGACCCCAUCAGCGAGGAGGACGAGAAGUUUGACCACGGCUCGUCCAAGUCCCUGCUUGGACGCAAGUCCUCUGCAGAGAAGCUGGGCCUCUUCCAGAGUGCUGACCUGAAGCUGAAGGCCGCAGGAGGACUGCGCUACCAGAAACUGACCAGUGAUGACGAAGAGUCCGAAGAGUCUGAUAACACCCCCCUGAUCAAGGAUGGCAAGACAGUAGAACCCAAGCGCGGUGAGAACGACGAUUCAUCCUUAGCAAAGGGAAAAGAGUACCUCUCUGACAAGAAGGACUCGUCCGAUUCAGGCGUUCGCUCUAACGAAAGCUCACCAAAUCAUUCUCUGCAGGAUGAGGAAGCGGACCUGUCUCAAUCGGAGAGGUCCAACCUCAUAGAGCUAGAUGAGGAGAGCCUAGCCCGCAAGAGAGGCCUGCCUAAUAGUCUGAGUGGCCUCCAGGAUCCGGCGAUUGCACGCAUGUCGAUUUGCUCCGAAGACCAGUGCAGCCUCCUGGCCAGUAGCCCUGAAGAAAGCUGGCCUUCAUCUAGAAGCUAUAACCUCAACCGCACUCCCAGCAACAACACCCUCAACAACAACACCAACGCCCAGCAGGGGAACCGUCCACGCCAACCGAAUGAAAGUUCCAACACCACCGGCAGUGACGUCAUUGUAACCCCUGGAUCCAGCACCACGACCACCACAUCCACACCUACCACCCACAACGAGAACGUACGUGUAGUGCACUUGAAGAGAGGCCUGAACCCUGGAGACCCACCUGAGAUCUGCACCGUCUCCACUGACACGGUGGUCUUCAGCGAGGAGCGCGAGAGCAUCCUGUGAGAACCUGCACCCUGGUCCUGGCAAGGUGUUUUAAACAUGCGGUGCCGCUCUCAAGAUUUAGAUGUUUUGGUGUAGUGAUGCAUGCUCUGUGGAAUGUGUAAACCUGUUGGUUCAGUGAUGUCUCUGUAUUUCAGUAUUGAAUAGUGGUAGUCCAUCCACUGUAGUUUACCUACUUAAAUGCUGCCUAGAUCCUUGUGUUUUUUUUUUUUUUUUAUUACGUAUUUUUAAGAAUCAUUUUUACAUUAUUUAAUAGUCCUUUUUGUGAAGUAUACACGUAACAGUAUUACUGCUUUAAUCUCUUUUUGAAAACUCUAACUUGGCCAAGGUGAACAUGAGCGCUCAGGCCAUCUACUAGAAUCACACCGGUAAUCGUGGGCUAUAAUCAAACACAUCGGCUAACCCUUACUCACUUCAUCAGAUAAACUGAUCGUCCUACUCAUCAUUUAUUCAGUUACACUGCUGUGUUGUGUUGUGUUGUGUUGUAUUGAGUGUCAGUUGCAUGCUUCCUGUCAAAAUAUGAGAGGUUUUGCUUAAACUUUAACCGCAGGACUAAAACAACAACAACAACAACAACAACAACAACAACAACAACAACGUCCUUCGGCUAAAGUCAUCUCUUACGGUUAAAGGUAUUGAUUGUUCGGGCACGCUACAGAUCCCGACGGGAGAGUCUAUAAAGUUCAAACAACCCUGAAAAACAUUAGGAGUAGUGUCCCGCAUGUCUUGCUUGCUGCAUUAAAUGAAGUGAAACGUAAGCAGUUGCAUGCACUACGCCGUCAUCGUGUCUGUUUACUCGUAUUAGCUGCCUAAGGCAAAGAAGUGGAUGUGAGAACUGAACUGUCUACUAUAUGAAGAAAAAUAAACGCGUUAUAAUGACA
Ictalurus punctatus (channel catfish) is the source of this 6460-nucleotide messenger RNA. RefSeq names its product kinase D-interacting substrate 220b (gene kidins220b). NCBI's taxonomy places the organism in Eukaryota, Metazoa, Chordata, Actinopteri, Siluriformes, Ictaluridae. The transcript has 30 exons. The record is from RefSeq and is a predicted model, not a curated record. The coding region runs from base 366 to 5582 and encodes 1738 amino acids. Gene Ontology annotation, molecular function: protein binding.